Messenger RNA from Pocillopora damicornis (cauliflower coral), 867 nucleotides. Its product is annotated as adenosine receptor A2a-like. The record is from RefSeq and is a predicted model, not a curated record. Gene Ontology annotation, molecular function: G protein-coupled receptor activity. Gene Ontology annotation, biological process: G protein-coupled receptor signaling pathway. Lineage: Eukaryota; Metazoa; Cnidaria; Anthozoa; Scleractinia; Pocilloporidae. Gene Ontology annotation, cellular component: membrane.
AUGACUAGUACGGUAAAUGCCCCUCUGGAGGUUAGUUAUAUCAUCACCAUCAUCGUUAAUGGCAUCGCUUGUCCCCUCACCCUUUUGCUUAACGUGCUGGUGAUAAAGGCCGUGAAAACAACACCACGACUCCGAACCAACAGCAACAUCUUGCUUGCCUGUUUAGCGGUGACUGACGCAUUGACUGGUCUUUUUUGCCAGCCAUCGUAUAUCCUGUGGAGGGUAUUCCUAUUAUUCCGUCUUAGUGGCAGUCAAACAGUCAUGACUUUUUAUUUGACUUCUACGACUGUACUGUUGAUGGCUUCACACCUUCAUUUAAUGUUGGUUACUUUUGAAAGGCUCGCAGCGAUCAAAUUUACGAUGCACUAUCAAAGCUUUAUAACUAACGACAACCUGAAGAUGGCAGUAUCAGCAAUUUGGUCCUCUGCUUUCAUGUGUGGGGUUUUCACGGUGUUAAAAAUGAACUUAUUACUCCAGUUUAUCGGAAGCCUUAUCACAAGUUCAUGUAUUUUUUUCGUUGCCCUCACUUAUGUGAUUUUGUAUCAUGAAACACGACGCCACCAAAGGAAGAUAAAAGCACAGCAACUGCCUCAAGAAGAAGUGGAAAGAUUUAUUAAAGAGAGCAAGGCGCUUAAGACAACAUUGUUUAUAGUUGGUGCAGUUGUCGGUUACCUCCUUCCACUUGGUUUCUGUCUCGUCAAUACAGUCACUCGCCUUUUUAAUACAUGCCCUAUCAACAUACCGUUGAUGCAAACAUUUGCCAUGUUAAAUUCGCUUGUUAAUCCGCUGAUCUACUGCUGGAGGCAGAAAGAAAUGAGAAACGUGAUAUUUAAAAUUAGAACGCAGGUCGUACAUCCAGCCGGCUAG